This is a messenger RNA of Fomitopsis serialis, 2148 nucleotides long. RefSeq names its product kinase-like domain-containing protein. The record is from RefSeq and is a predicted model, not a curated record. The transcript is spliced from 10 exons. Gene Ontology annotation, biological process: protein phosphorylation. The coding region runs from base 135 to 1859 and encodes 574 amino acids. Gene Ontology annotation, molecular function: protein kinase activity; ATP binding. NCBI's taxonomy places the organism in Eukaryota, Fungi, Basidiomycota, Agaricomycetes, Polyporales, Fomitopsidaceae.
GGGUAUGACGUCGGCGGGCUGACGGCAGACUCCGCUCCGGGCAGGGCUGAAGACGCUCCUCGCCUGGUGGAGGGUUCGCUUAUACACCCACUAGCCUCUUCGACGCCCUCCCAACCGCUUCCAUCUGUACCAAAAUGCCGUCCGGAACAGGCGUCGUCGACGCCUUCAAGAAACCACUCAGCCCGCCCACACGACGACGCCGCGCCAUACGCACAACCCACCACCAGCCCGCCGCCGCGGUCGCGCAGCAGCAACGCCAGCGCGACGUGACGGCUGCCCACCAACAACAGCCACCCCCGCAGCAGCAACAGCCGCAGGCCCAGCGGCAGCAGAAGGACAACGCAAAGUUUAAAGAACAGAUCGAGUCCAUCGUCCAGGAGGAGCGCGAGGCCAAGGGCAAGAUGCCCACCUACAAGGGCCUCGAGAACUAUCAACUGCUCGACAAGAUGGGAGACGGCGCGUUCUCGAACGUGUACAAGGCCAUCGACCUGCGAACAGGACAGAAGGUUGCUGUGAAGGUCGUUCGAAAGUAUGAGUUGAGCGCAUCACAGGCUGGUGAUAAGCAUCUGAACCGCGAGUUCAAAAAGAAACCGCGGGUCACAGAGCGCGCGAACAUCCUCAAAGAGGUGCAGAUUAUGCGGGGUACCAACCACCCGUCAAUAGUGAAGUUGUACGGGUUCUUCGAGGCACCAGACUACUACUUCCUUAUUCUCGAGCUGCUGGAGGGUGGCGAGCUCUUCCAUCAGAUCGUGAAGCUGACGUACUUCAGCGAGAAUCUCGCACGGCACGUUAUCCUGCAGGUAGCGCAAGGUAUUCGGUAUCUACACGAAGAGCGCGGGGUCGUGCACCGCGACAUCAAGCCGGAGAACCUGCUCUUCGAGCAGAUCCCGGUCGUGCCGAGUAAGAACCCACCCCGAAGCAGUUUGAGGAGGACAAGGAAGACGAAGGCGAGUUCGUACCCGGCGUCGGCGGCGGAGGUAUCGGGCGCCAAGGUCGUCUGGGACGAGCAGACAAUGACCCAGAUCGUGAAGGACGAGAGGUAUAGCAAGAGCGUGGACAUGUGGGCGCUGGGAUGCGUGCUGUAUACCCUGCUCUGUGGAUUCCCACCGUUCUAUGAUGAGAGCAUCAACGUGCUCACGGAGAAGGUCGCGCGGGGUCACUAUACCUUCCUGAGCCCCUGGUGGGACUCAAUAAGCACAGCAGGACUUGAUAACUCACUUACUCUGUGUCGACCCAGCCAGCGCUACACGAUCGAUGAGUUCCUCGCACACCCAUGGUGUACCGCGGCACCAGGCCCGCCGCCACCGCCAACUCCCCUUCCCGCCGCCAUGCCCCUCGACUCGCCCCUCCUCGCCUCCGCGCGCAUCGGCGAGGCACAUGGGAUGCGCUCACCAGGGCUCGCGCAGCUUAAGGAGGCGUUCGACGUCACGUACGCAGUGCAUCGCAUGGAGGAGGAGGGCGCACGGAGACGCGCACAGAAGGGCGGAGCGAACCGUGGGUUCCUCAACAACCUCAACGAGGACGACGAGGAAGAGGAGCAGCCACCCACCAUCGCGCGUAGACAACAGCCACAGCAGCAGACUCCAGCUACGGCGGGGCAGGCGGGCGUCGGCGCGGGUGCGAAGGCGGCGGCAAAGCGCGCGGUCGCGGAGGGGUACGACGGACGGGCGGGCCCGAGGGACCGGGGGCGCAAUCGGCAGCAACCAUUUGAGCUGGACAUGGACGGUGCGACGCUGUUGGGGAGGAGAACUAAACGGGGGACCGGCGGGCCCGCGGACGUGAGCAGUCCUCUGGCGAAGAUCCUCCAGCAGCCGAAGGAUCUCAUGGACGUACCCGGGAGCCCGAUGCGCAUUGACUAGGCUCGCUCGGCUUCUGUCCCAUCUAUCCCCACCCCCCUUCCAUGUGCAUGUUGACUGUGACUGUUGUUGUCGCCCCUCCUGUGUCGCCCCGCCCCCUCGCCAUGUUGUUCUUGUUCGUGCCCGCACCCCCCUUCCCAUCAUUGAUUGACUCGACGACGGUCGACGCGCGCGCCUCCACCACCUCCCUCUGUAUUCCCUGGGCCCUGUACGUGUCUCUCAAGCCUCGACUUGACGUGGCUGUCUUUCCUGUUUUCCUGUCGUAUUAUAUCAUACACGGCAUCGUCAUUCC